AUGGAGACCAACUGGCCUCCCCUGCCACCAGACAUCAACUCCUCUGCUGCGCCAAGCCCCUUCCUCUUUUCUUACCCGCGCCUCUUCAACAUCUCCUCCAACCUGUCCACCCAGAGCGUCCCCUUCCAGGGCAGCAGCACUCUGGUGACUGCGGUCAUCUCCCUCACCGUCUUCAUGGUGGGUCUGACCGGCAACACUCUGGCCAUCUACGUGGUGCUGCGCUAUGCCAAGAUGAAGACGGUCACCAACAUCUACAUCCUGAACUUGGCUGUGGCCGACGAGCUCUACAUCCUCGGGCUCCCCUUCCUCACCACGCAGAAUGUGCUCUCCUAUUGGCCCUUUGGCUCGUUCCUGUGCCGGGUGGUCAUGACCGCGGACUCCAUGAACCAGUUCACGUCUAUUUUCUGUCUGACGGUCAUGUCCAUUGAUCGCUACCUGGCUGUGGUUCAUCCGAUCCGCAGCACCAAGUGGAGACAUCCCCGCGUGGCCAAGGCGGUGAGCGCCGCUGUGUGGGCCGUGUCCUUUGUGGUGGUCCUGCCGGUGGUCAUCUUCUCUGAUGUCCAGGAGACAUUUAACUCCUGCAACAUGAUCUGGCCCGAGCCGAAGGACGUGUGGUCGACAGCCUUCAUUCUCUACACUGCCACUGUGGGCUUCUUUGGACCGCUGCUGAUCAUUUGCCUCUGCUACCUACUUAUCAUCAUCAAGGUGAAGUCCUCCGGGGCCCGGGCGGGCUUUACCAAGCGGCGCCGCUCGGAGCGCAAGGUGACGCGGAUGGUGGUGGUGAUCGUGGUGGUGUUUGUGCUUUGCUGGCUGCCGUUCUUCAUCAUCAACAUGGUCAACCUGGUCGUCAUCAUCCCGGAGUCCAGCAUCACCGCAGGCGUCUACUUCUUUGCGGUCAUCUUGUCCUACGCCAACUCCUGCGCCAACCCGCUGCUCUACGGCUUCCUGUCAGACAAUUUCAAACAGAGUUUCAGAAAGGUGCUUUGUUUGAAGAGGAUGAGGUGCAAGGCAAACGGCGUAGAUGAUGGCGACCCCAGCGCCCCUCGCACUGAGAAAUCCACUGCACAAGACUGCAUCCUGCUCUCUCCUCGUAACCACAUCUACGAAGAUGCCGAGACCUUCCAGAUCUCUUCUCACCCUCCAGACCGGCCUGUCUCGCACACAGCAGCAGACCUGCACCGCUCCAUCCCCGCCCAUCAAGCUCCCCCCACUUGCCCCGGGAUCGGGCCCACAACUGCUACCACAGUGACCUCCACCGCGGCCACCCCUGCUGAUCCUCCCACCGUCACCGCCCUGACUGCGCCUGCAUUCUCUGCCACCACAGCCACACAGCAGCAGUAG
Pleuronectes platessa (European plaice) is the source of this 1341-nucleotide messenger RNA. It is a transcript of the gene sstr5, whose product is annotated as somatostatin-like receptor F_48D10.1. The transcript has 5 exons. Gene Ontology annotation, cellular component: membrane; neuron projection. Bases 1 to 1341 code for a protein of 446 amino acids. NCBI's taxonomy places the organism in Eukaryota, Metazoa, Chordata, Actinopteri, Pleuronectiformes, Pleuronectidae. Gene Ontology annotation, biological process: regulation of insulin secretion; cellular response to glucocorticoid stimulus; neuropeptide signaling pathway. Gene Ontology annotation, molecular function: somatostatin receptor activity; neuropeptide binding. The record is from RefSeq and is a predicted model, not a curated record.